Leucoraja erinaceus (little skate) is the source of this 5070-nucleotide messenger RNA. It is a transcript of the gene plekhf2, whose product is annotated as pleckstrin homology domain containing, family F (with FYVE domain) member 2. The record is from RefSeq and is a predicted model, not a curated record. Bases 154 to 900 code for a protein of 248 amino acids. The transcript is spliced from 2 exons. Gene Ontology annotation, molecular function: metal ion binding; phosphatidylinositol binding. NCBI's taxonomy places the organism in Eukaryota, Metazoa, Chordata, Chondrichthyes, Rajiformes, Rajidae.
CCGCCACCGCCACCGCCAUCUUGUGACCCCCCUCCCGCCCGCUGGGGGGUGAAGGCGAGAGCGAAGUGAAGAGUACUGGAGCGGCGGACAGCGGCCCAGCCUCAACCCUCACCUCCAGCCCGGUUAACGCCCGGCGAGGUCAAUGAAAACAAGAUGGUGGACCGCUUAGCAAACAGUGAGGCAAAUGCUCGACGGAUUGGCAUGGUUGAGAGCUGUUUUGGAGCAGCUGGGCAACCCCUGACCAUACCUGGCCGGGUGCUCAUAGGUGAGGGAGUCCUUACAAAACUUUGUCGAAAGAAACCAAAAGCCAGGCAGUUUUUCUUGUUCAACGACAUUCUUGUCUAUGGUAAUAUCGUCAUCCAAAAGAAGAGGUACAACAAACAGCAUAUAAUUCCAUUGGAGAAUGUUACAAUUGAUUCCAUUGAAGAUGAUGGUGACCUGCGUAAUGGCUGGCUCAUUAAGACUCCAACCAAAUCCUUUGCUGUUUAUGCUGCUACAGCUACUGAGAAAUCGGAGUGGAUGAAUCACAUUAACAAGUGCGUUUCUGAUUUGCUAUCCAAAAGUGGGAAAAUACCCAGCAACGAGCACGCUGCAGUCUGGGUGCCCGAUUCCGAGGCGAAUAUAUGUAUGCGUUGUCAGAAAGUCAAGUUCACUCCAGUCAGUCGUCGACAUCACUGCCGCAAAUGUGGAUUUGUUGUGUGUGGGCCCUGUUCAGAAAAAAGGUUCCUCUUACCGAGCCAGUCUUCCAAACCCGUGCGUGUGUGCUCUUUCUGCUUUGAUCUUCUUUCCACUGGACAACUAACUGCAACUCUUCCAAAUCGCUCUGAAUUUUAUCGCGGGUCACUGCAGUCCCCUAGAAAUUUAUCUGAUGAAGAUGACGAUGACGACAGCAGUGAUUAAACGUGAAAUGUCAGCGUUGGUAUUUAAGUAAUGGGAGUACAGCUUCAAAUGAACUGCUCUUGAGGUCUAUUAACUUCCCUCAGUGUUUCUCUUGUGACGUUAGCCAUAAACUAUACCUGCAAACCUUAAAACAAAACCUGUGCCUAAAUGUUCAAUAUACUAAUGGUAUCCUCCUCUACUUCUACAGGGAUGCAUUGCUGGCGUCAAAUUAUCAUUCUUAGGCUUGUUGUAACCAUUGAUUAUUUUUCUAGUUACUUGAUUUUUUUUGCAGUAUCUAAAAAUAAAUAAAUCUAAUUGCCCUCAGUUUGUAUUAUUAUUUUAUUUUCCCUAAAGUUUGCAAUGAAAUGCCCUGUAAAUAAAAGCCCCCUCAAAUACAGCUAUGCAAAGGAUUUCCAAACUUUGCAAUUUGAUUUAAGAGGAGCAGGAUGUAAAACACAAUUUUUCAAAGUAAACUUCGGAUUGUCGAAUUUGUCCAAUUCUACACACUGGAUUCUUCGUGCUUUUUAGUUAGUGCACCGAGCAUUGAUUAUAUUGUUCUGUAAGGCAAGUAAGUGACUAGGAUGUGCAAACAUGGGAACGUUUAUUUUCUGGCACCCCCCCCGAGAUAGUGUCUUGUUCCACGUAGUUAUGAACACAUCUUAACGAGCUCCGCUGAAAAUGGCGAGAGGGUGAUUCAGUCUGCUUUUAUAUUCGGUUCUGAAACCCUUCCACAAAAUGUUAUAGAGCUUACUAACAGUAGUCAUAAAAGCAAGAUUACUUUUGAAAAUAUUAAGGAUGUUUUAAUAUUAAAUCUUCAGUAUUUAUAGAACAAUUUUGGUGUUUCGAGUCACUUGGCUCUAACUUGUUUGAGUGAAAAUCCAAAGUAAUUUUCCAGUUCACCUCAAAAGAUCACUUUUGUGCACCAAUCCUCCCAAUUCUUGAACAUUUGUCAAUGGGAGAGGAAUUGAUCAUUUUUGAUGAGAUGUUGGCACCUUAUUUGUAUAAUGAUUUUGUCACUCAGUUCGUCUCUGUGCAUUAGUCCUUUGGCUGUGGUUUUCAGGCUUGAUGCUGCAGCAAAUGUUUAUUAAUCGAGCUACAUUAAACAAUGGAAUCUUUAUCGUCUCGUUAUGCAAACCAGUAGAAAAACUAGAAAGAUUGUGAGUGAGUUGAUUUCCACUGUGUUCAGGAGCUAUCUCUUUGUCAGUGCUACUUUAAUGAUCACAGAUUUGAAGUACUAGGAUUUCUAAUUACCAGUGUGAUCCAGUUGUACAUUUGCUUCAGCAUCUGUUACCUGACUAUUUAUGUAGUCGGAUUAAGCCAAGCAUUUGAAGGUUCGUCGAUUUUGCUUCAAACAUUGAUUGAAUGGUUAAUCGUACUUAUUGAUGUGUUGGUGUAUUAUUGCGGAAAUAAUUUGCUAAGGAGGUUAAACGCAUGAUUAAGAGGCUGCAGAUGGUGGAAAUCUGAAAUAUCACAAAAUGCAAAAAUGUGCGUCAGGCAACACCUGUGAAGUUGAUGUUUGCCAGCCUGGAAUGUUAGUUCUGUUUCUUUUUCCACAGAUGCUGACUGGCCUGCUGAUUUUUUUUUUUUUCUGAUCUGUGAUUUUUAUUAUGAGCAAUUUGGUUUUGGUGGUGAGAUAAGUGAGAUAAUGUGAAAUUGACAAUUUCCUUACGAGCCACAACUUGUCUUGACGUAAUGGGAAAGCAAGGAAAACGGAUUGUUUCCCCACUGGUAAUGCCUUGCAUGGAGUUUCCUGUAAAUUGUUUUAUAGCGUCAGCAUAAUCUCAUGCAGAACUGUUCUAUCACUUUAAUUUUGUAAACGUCAAAUUUACUUUAAAAAAAAAAAAAAAAAUCUAAAUCAAACAUUUUAAAAUAGUGCUGUAAUGUUUGUCAAACCACUUGUGUUUAUCACAUUCCUGCGUUGUAUGCUACAUGUUCAGUGAAAAUCCAAUCCAUUAUAUGUCUUGUAUGAACAUGGUAGCUGUUUUAAUGAGAUGAAACAUUUGCGACAAACGGCAAUGACGACAGUCUUCAAACGUGAGUUCUAUAAUAUAUUUGUUUUUUAACUGGUUUUUAUCUCCAGUGACCUGGUCUAACUAAUCGCUCUCCACCAUCAUAAUGUGGUUUACUUUGUGGUAGCAUCAAAAGAGCGCCUAAAACUAGUGUUAAAUCGGCUCAGAUCUUAUCUUCCCGUGCACCUUUGACCAAACGAAAGUGGUGAUUCACAUUUCUGACCCACUGCUAAACCACUUGCUCAGUUUACAUUGGGUUGGGUUUAUGGGUUGCACGAUGCUACAAUUAGCUGUAUUUGUAUCUAACCCUUGAGAAGAUAAGAAAGCUAACCAACCGGUUGGUAUUCUCAGUUUUACAUGUGUGCUACAUUUUGCUGGAAGAUGAAACCUGCUCAUUGUUUUUACUUGAUGGGUUAAAAUUCCUUUUGGCUCCUUUUACCAUUACGUAGCUGGGUAUAUUUCCUUCCUUCUUAUGGUAGAGCAGUUUUGUUUAAUAAUGUGGUAUGGAAUAUAAUUGUUUUAAUAGUUAACUAAUAUUUCCCCGAUUUUUUUUUUUUUUUUUUUUUUUUUUAAUUUCCCCUUGUAUUUAGUCAGUAAUAGUACAAUGAAACGUUCUUUAAAAUGACAACUGUUUUGAUCUCUGACACAGUGAUUUACAAAGAUUAUUUCAAUGGGCAAAUCUUUCAAAUUGCCUCUAUUUAAAUGUGCAGGGAACUGAUAUAUCGUGGAUAAACGCAAGGGAUUUUUAAAAUUUUUUAUUAAGAUUGUUUCCGUCAAUGCAAAUUCACACUACUCACUUCAUCCACGUCUAUAAAAGUACAGAAAUAAUAGCACACUGAAAAUCGUUAUUCAGCCUCCUUGAGUUGUUCUGAUAACUUGGGGUUCAACAAUUCUGGUGAACUGCAUUGCAAAAUUGUUUUUUUGUGGCUUUCUUUAGGUGCUAAAAUAAUAAUCUAACAAUGGAUGGCUGCAUGUGACCAGCCAAAUUGUAGGUUAGACUGACCUGAAACCUGAGAAACAACUUUUAAUGUUCUUCUCAUAUUUGCUCUGCAGGUGAUUCCUGUUGAUCUGCUGGAAAAAAUUCUCUAUCUUUUAUACAAUUUUAGUGUUCCUUAUUGUACAUUCAAUUGAUUAAAACAUUAUUACUUCCAGCUACAGCGAGCUAUUGAUUAAACUUUACAGGAAUUGAAUUGAGGUGUCCUAAAACUGAGGUUGGAAGAUCUUAUUUCCUUUAGCUAACUUUCUCAGGAAUAAUCAGUGCACAAAGGGCACACGUUUUAAGAUGUGUAAAAUGAAAUUGAUUUCUAUUGUCUUUUGGGUUGUCGCUCUAAGAUUCGAUCGAGAAAAUGAAUUAUUUUGCUUUAAAGGUAUUUUGUCAAUUUAUUUUUUUGUAUAAUUUUUUUUUUUUCGCGCCCAAGUUUGGCACUUUAUUUUGCUGACACAGAUUUGUCACUUCGGUAAGAAUCUUACAAAUAUAUAAAUGUGAUGUCUUGUUACGCAAACUGUUUCAUGCAUCUGUUGAAACUCUGUCUUGCACUAUACUGCACUGAGUUUGAGGAUCUCAGUGAUAUGUCUCAACUUUUUAACACCGUAUGAAGGGUUAUCUACAAUUACUUAUCAAAGCUAUUACUUUAUGAAUUGUAUAUGUUGGUGUAGAAUACCCUCGGUUAUUCAUUUUCCAAGUUUCAAAUUUUAAUGUUUUACUCUUGUUUAGUACUCUUGAUGUCUAAACUUUGUGAAAGGGCUCAGUAUUUUGUAACAGAUAUAUAUUUUGUUACAUUAUAUAUUGCAUUGCUUUCCUAAAAUACUUUUGUUGGAUAUCUGACACUAAUACCAAGUUUUAUGAAGUGUUGAUGUAAUUUAAUAUGCAUUCUCUAAACAAAGUGGCCCAUCAUAAUAUCUUUACAAAUGUUUGAUUUUUAGUGUACAUUUGCCCUCAGAUGUUUGUGUUUCAAUUUGUGUGGUUGUAAUCUUGGGGCUAUUGGUGACCUUCCUUGUAAUCAUUCCUUUUUUUUCUGUUCUGCAGUGCAAGCAAAUAUGUGUAACCUGCCAGACCACAUUUUUGUAACAUUUUUGAGAUGGAAAAAUAUUUCCUUUACAAAUGGGGGAACCAGUUUACCCAUAUUGGUUAGGGCAACUUUGUCUUUGUCUUCUAAAUGUAUCUAAUAAACUGAUUAUUAUA